GCGCCACACCACUAGCUGCGGCGGUAGGGUGUUUGUGGCUCCAGGUGUUCUUUCGCGAAAUGAAGAACCAACAGAUCCACAGCAGCACUUCCUUGAAGGCCCACAGCAGUGGUGCCUGUUCACAGUCCCAAGGUGGCUUCACCCAGUCCCAAGGCACUUUGUCUCAGCUUCACGACCUCUCCUCACAGUCUCAAGGCACAUCCACUUCCUCCGCCAGCACAGUACCCUCCUCCAGCCAGUCCUCUCAUUCCAGCUCUGGGACGCUGAGCUCUUUAGAGACAGUGUCCACUCAGGAACUCUGUUCUAUUCCUGAGGACCAAGAACCCGAGGAGCCCGGUCCUGUCCCGUGGGCUCGGUUAUGGUCCCUUCAGGAUGGAUUCUCCAAUCUAGACUGUGUUCACGACAACUACUGGUUUGGGAGGGAUAAAAGCUGUGAAUAUUGCUUUGAUGGACCGCUAUUGAGAAGGACCGAUAAGUAUCGGACGUACAGCAAGAAGCACUUUCGAAUUUUCAGGGAAAUGGGCCCUAAAAAUUCUUACAUUGUGUAUAUAGAAGAUCACAGCGGGAACGGAACCUUUGUAAAUACUGAGCUUAUAGGGAAAGGAAAACGCCUUCCUCUGAGUAACAACUCUGAGAUUGCACUUUCACUAUGUAGAAAUAAAGUUUUUGUGUUUUUUGAUCUGACUGUAGAUGAUCAGUCAGUUUAUCCUAAGGAAUUAAGAGACGAAUACAUCAUGUCAAAAACUCUUGGAAGUGGUGCUUGUGGGGAGGUGAAAAUGGCUUUUGAGAGGAGAACAUGUAAGAAAGUAGCCAUAAAGAUCAUCAGCAAGCGGAAGUUUGCUCUUGGCUCAUCGAGAGAAGCAGACACGGCUCCCAAUGUUGAAACUGAAAUAGAAAUUUUGAAAAAACUGAAUCAUCCAUGCAUCAUCCAGAUUAAAGACGUUUUUGAUGCAGAAGAUUAUUAUAUUGUUCUGGAGUUGAUGGAAGGAGGAGAGCUGUUUGACAGGGUGGUGGGGAACAAACGCCUGAAGGAAGCAACCUGCAAGCUGUAUUUCUACCAGAUGCUUUUAGCCGUACAGUACCUUCACGAAAAUGGGAUUAUACAUCGGGACUUAAAGCCAGAGAACGUUCUUCUGUCAUCUCAAGAAGAGGACUGCCUUAUCAAGAUCACUGAUUUUGGACAGUCCAAAAUUCUGGGGGAGACCUCUCUGAUGAGAACUUUAUGUGGUACGCCCACCUACCUGGCUCCUGAGGUCCUUCUCUCCAAUGGGACUGCUGGGUACAGCCGUGCUGUGGACUGCUGGAGCUUAGGAGUUAUUCUUUUCAUCUGCCUUAGUGGGUAUCCACCUUUCUCUGAGCAUAAGACUCAAGUGUCACUGAAGGAUCAGAUCACCAGUGGAAAAUACAACUUUAUUCCUGAAGUCUGGACAGAUGUUUCAGAGAACGCUCUGGACCUUGUCAAGAAACUGUUGGUUGUGGAUCCAAAGACUCGGUUUACCACUGAGGAAGCCUUGAGUCAUCCAUGGCUACAGGAUGAAUACAUGAAGAAAAAAUUUCAGGAUCUACUGCUGGCUCAGGAAAAGAAUUUGAUGGCCCUGCCCCUGACUCCCACACAGCCUUCUAGUCGAAAGCGGCCCCUGGAACGGGAAGUGGAGGACGCCGAGAGCACAAAGCGCCUGGCCGUGUGUGAUGCACUAGUUAGAAUGUAAAAGAAAUGUGUUUUCAG
Onychomys torridus (southern grasshopper mouse) is the source of this 1726-nucleotide messenger RNA. RefSeq names its product checkpoint kinase 2 (gene Chek2). Lineage: Eukaryota; Metazoa; Chordata; Mammalia; Rodentia; Cricetidae. Gene Ontology annotation, cellular component: nucleus; cytoplasm. The transcript has 15 exons. Gene Ontology annotation, molecular function: protein serine/threonine kinase activity; ATP binding; protein binding. The coding region runs from base 60 to 1709 and encodes 549 amino acids. The record is from RefSeq and is a predicted model, not a curated record. Gene Ontology annotation, biological process: mitotic DNA damage checkpoint signaling; protein phosphorylation.